Molecule: messenger RNA, 1780 nt
Organism: Mobula hypostoma (lesser devil ray)
Lineage: Eukaryota; Metazoa; Chordata; Chondrichthyes; Myliobatiformes; Myliobatidae
Exons: 7
Coding region: 115-1521 (468 amino acids)
Biological process (GO): B cell differentiation; B cell receptor signaling pathway
Cellular component (GO): external side of plasma membrane; B cell receptor complex
Source: RefSeq, a predicted model, not a curated record
ACAAGGCUUGCUGCUGUCUGACUUGAAGGUGAUGUGUUUCACGUCAGGUAACAGACAAUUUCAGAAGUUCUGAAGCAAUCCCUGGUGCAAGCUUACUUAGAGAGAGAGGUGGACAUGAAGUUCUCCAGCUCUGUGGUUCCAAUCUGUUUGUUACUAAUUAAAGGGUUCCUGGUUCGAGGAGGGAUCCAUCAGUCGCCAGCCUUACUCAAGGUCUCAGCGGGGGCCAGUGUGGAACUUGGCUGCCUCUUUGAUGAGCCGGCAGUAGCGCCGACCAUAGCCGCUUUCCAGUGGGACCUCCCCAAUGGGAGGCUCUACCACGUGCUGCCUGCCGGCAGGGUGGGAGGCAGUACCAGCUGGCGCGUCCACCUCCAGGCAGAGCUGAAGGCGAGGAGCAGCAGGCUGAGCAUUAGGAGGGUCUCCUCUGCAGACAGUGGGCUCUAUGUGUGUAUUGUCCAGCUUCUGGAGCCAUUGCCCAUUGUCCAGAUGAAGGGAACAGCAACUCGUCUUCAUAUCAUCCCAGAAUCCACUCCAGUCCCAGGAAGGGUUUCCCAGUCCCCCGCCUCCCUCUCGGUGAGGGAAGGAGAGCCCGUUACACUGACGUGCAUCUUACAGACAACGGCGACGGAGGCGGAAGACAUGUCGUUCAUUUGGAUGUGGGGAACUUCUUUAACCACCUGCUCCACAGUGCCCGGCGCUACCAGCAGGUGGCAGUGUGCUCCGGUUCCUGAUCCGGGAGUCCUUAUCACAGCCGAUUUACAAACUAAAUCAUCAGAGUUCAGCAUCACCCAGGUUUCUCUAGAUCACAAUGGAACUUAUAAGUGUGAUGUUGCGAUCACCAAACCUCUGGCAAGGGUAAUUUUACAUGGAAAUGGAUCGACAUUACUGGUGGAAGAGUCCCCACUGACGGUCUCCCAGCUGCCCUCCCUCAUCACGGUGAUGGAAGGAGAAGACGCCAGGUUGACCUGCAGCCUCCAGCAAGAGGCCGCCGAUGUGAGGAACCUCAGCUUCACCUGGUCCAGCGAGAGCGCUGAGGUGACCUGCCCCAUCGUGGUCCCCGGACAGGAGUCGAAUUGGUGCAGCAGUUGGGAUGGAAGGCUUUCUGUCACGGCUCACGGCUGGAAUAAAUCCUCGGUUCUGACCAUCAAGGAAGUUUCUGUCGUGGACAACGGUACCUACAGGUGUGGGGUUACGCUCCUUGAUCCCCCCGGGGACAAGACGGUUUAUGGAAGUGGCUCUGUGCUGUUGGUUCUCGGUGAAGUGGAAUCUCCAGGGACCAAUAAGUCUGAAGAUCUUUACCUGCUUCCUGUAAACACACACCGGGAGGUGCCAAAGAGAAGGAUGAAGCCCUGGUUCUUCAUUUCACUGUUGUGCACGGUCAGUGUGAGCCUCACCACAGGACUCAUCUUCUCCUACUGCAUUGCGAGGAGGACACGUGCGACAGACGCAGGGAGUAGCAGGGAAUGCUGUGGCAAGACAGCCACUUCCUCCGCAUCAGUCGCCCAUGGGUGCCGUGAGUCAUGACACGUUCCCUGCAAAUCUUGGUGCUGUUAGUGACAAGCAUGGUGAAAGGUUUCACCAGGACAUUGCGGUCAUGGAGAAAAGAUACCAGGAAAACUGGAAUCCAUCAAUGCUGACGAAUUAUUGUUGGACACUUAAGCGAGAAGCCUCGGACACUGAGUACAAAUGAAAAUCAUUCACAAAAUAUUUUUAACUUAGUUGAACUAUUGCAAAGCAUCAGCACCAUUAUGCAAUUUAUCACAUUAUGUUCAAUAAAAGUUAA